AGGUAGUAGUCGAGAAGUCGAGAAGUCGAGUGCCGAUUUGUUCAGGGCCACGUUAUGUAUGGGCAUCACUCGGAGCGUGAGCUUUAGGGAUAGGGUGCGCUGUCGUUUCUUCUUCUCUGUGUACCAUUGGGUUGGUUUUCCAAGUGCAAUUCUCCAGAUUGCUCUGAGUUCCUAUCUUUAUUUGGCAGGUCUCGUCCCAUUGAAUGUUAACUCGACGAAGGGCUCGAGCCUCGCAUAUUUGGGAAGUUCAGAGCAAACUUUACCCAAUGACACCCCUCACUCUAGUGGCCCAGUUUUCACUCAUGAAAGGGAAUACGAGGCGGCAAUUUGGGAUCACGGCGCUUCGGGGAUUCGUACCUCUAUCUACAUUGCACGCCAACGCUCACUUGGGACGCUUGCCCACAGGCAAGUCAAACAUGUCAGUGGGAGAGAUGAUCUAUCUCACGGCAGAUCCAUCGGCUCAUUUUCUGGGUCACAAAUUGUGGUGCGUGAACCAUCUCUCUCUCUCUCCCUCUCUCUAGAUGGGAUUUCCAUCUAGUCAUGGUUAGCUUUGCUCCGGAUUUAUUCCAUUUCCAUUAUUUGAGACUGGAAUAGGUUAUCAACGUCGAGGGACUAGGUGUCCUCUUUCGUACAGAUAGAGUAGUUCAUGCGUUCGCAAAGCACGGGAAAACGAGCGCCACUUCUACGUUUUCGCUGCAUCGCGUCCGAUACCCCCCUCCCCGUUCUUUAUCUUUACAUAGCAUUGUUGUAGAGCUGGUCCUGCAAAUAUUAAUCUUUG
Cantharellus anzutake is the source of this 778-nucleotide messenger RNA. RefSeq lists its product as uncharacterized. The coding region runs from base 59 to 538 and encodes 159 amino acids. The transcript is spliced from 2 exons. Lineage: Eukaryota; Fungi; Basidiomycota; Agaricomycetes; Cantharellales; Hydnaceae. The record is from RefSeq and is a predicted model, not a curated record.